Molecule: messenger RNA, 1467 nt
Organism: Alternaria conjuncta
Lineage: Eukaryota; Fungi; Ascomycota; Dothideomycetes; Pleosporales; Pleosporaceae
Exons: 4
Coding region: 1-1467 (488 amino acids)
Source: RefSeq, a predicted model, not a curated record
AUGUCUGCGCCCACCUCUGCCACGAGUGAGAUGCCCACGCGCAGCCUCACCAACCGAUCUGCCGACGACGAUGCCAUCCCAGGCGAGGACACUUCAGAGGUCACGAAGCUCUUUGCGGAGCGAUUGCAAGCUUGGAAGCACGCCGUCGCCUACCUCGAGGAUUAUGUCACAGCCACGGAGAAGACGAACCACGCGCACGGCAAGGAGUAUGAGCGCGUCUUGAAGACGGUCAAGGAUCCCCUGAAGGAGGGCCACCACUUCGAUCAGUCGCUCGGUGGUAUUGCGGGCAUGUUCGAGAACAUCAGAUCAAACACCCAGGGCAUCUCCAACCAACACUACGAGACCGCAAAGCAGCUCAAGGGCGCCGUCCUGCCCAUCUUCGACCGCCUCCACACCGAGAUCAAGAACAAGAGCAAGGAGCUCACUAAGGGAGCUGGCAAGGGCAGUAAGGCUGUCGACAAGGCUCGCCUGCACACCCAGAAGCAGAUUGAGCUCCUCGGCCAGCACACGGCAGUCUUCGACUCGCACAGCGGCAACAUGAAGGCCACCGACGACCCCUACAUCCUCCAGCGCGGCGUCAACCACCGCCUCCACAAGCAAGUCCAAGAGGAGAACAACAACCGCCAGGACUUGAUCAGCGUGCAGAACUCUUUCGCGCAGUUCGAAGCCCACAUCAUCCAGACGAUCCAGUCCGGCAUGGGCCAGUUCCUGCAAGUCGUCAACACGCAAGCCGAGCACACCAAAGCCGCAUACGGCGACAUGGUCGGCACAUCGCAGCGCAUCCCCCAAGACUUCGAAUGGAACGGCUUCAUCCAGCGCAACAACACCGUCCUGAUCGACCCCGCCGCUCCCGCCCGCACCCUCUCCGACAUCAGCUUCCCCAACCAAAACCACCGCGCAACCCAGCCCCUCAUCUCGGGCUCGCUCGAAAAGAAGGGCAAGAUCAUGCGCUCCUACGACACAAACUACUACGUCGUAACGCCCUCCAAGUUCCUCCACGAGUUCAAGACAGACGACGACUUUGCUAAGGACCCAGUCCCUGAACUGUCGCUCUAUAUUCCGGAUUGUAUGAUUGGUGCGGUCAAUGGACAGAAGUUUAAUGUCAAGGGCAAGGAUGUGUCAAAGGGAAAGAUCGGCGGUGCGUUCUCCAUGACACACGAAUUCGCGUUCAAGGCACACACACCGCAGGCUGCGGAGCAGUGGUGGCAGGUCAUUAGCGGCGCAGCGGGUAAGGUCACAAACGACGUUCCCACCAGCCCUGUUUCUGGCGAUACCAGUCCGCAGAACAUGUAUCCCGAGGAGAAGGCGCAGCCUGCUCCUAUCCAAACCACGGGUCUGGAGGGCGCGGGUACGAACUCGACUGACCAUGCUGUCACGGGUGGUACUAGUGCGCCUGCUUCUGCGGUGCCGGGUAGUGCGACGACGGCACCGGGGAGUGCUGUCCCUGGCGAGCCCGGGAAAUACUAG